AUGGCGCCACAUUUCUUCCGUCAACAAUUCAACAGCUAUCGACAAAUCACAUCCAUGCAGCAAUACGAAUUAUAUGAUAUGCCAGCUGACGCUAUUUUGUCAGUCGUGUAUAGCUCUACAAAUCCGGAUCUUUACUAUUGUUCUACACAUAUGUAUACGACUAUCUCAUUUGCCUUAUAG
Molecule: messenger RNA, 180 nt
Organism: Ambispora leptoticha
Lineage: Eukaryota; Fungi; Glomeromycota; Glomeromycetes; Archaeosporales; Ambisporaceae
Source: the annotation of a GenBank genome assembly